AUGUUGUGCUUGCCCAAGUUGUGUAACCCAACAAAUGCCAAGUAUUUGCUGUCCUGUUUGAACCGUGUAUCAAAUCAGGGUUUGGAUCCUGUGCUGUCAUCAAGUACAGCAGUUAGAGCAGGAUGCCUGACUCGGCUGAAGCUAGGUCACAGCUCCCUACAUACAUCACGUAAACAGGGAAUUAUGGGUUGUACAUCGUUCAGUUUCAAUGAUUACCCCUGUAAACAAGGGAAUGUCCAGAUAGGACAUUUUAGAACCAUCUUCCCAUUUUCUACAUCCACAAAAUGUAUGCAGGAAAAUCUGGCAAACACAAAUACGCUGCUUGAAGAAGUCAAAGCAAAAGAGUAUAUAACUGUAUAUUUUAACAGCAGAUUAAAAUAUAUUCGCUUCUUUUGCACACUGUCUAAGUUGUCGACUAUCGUCUUUGUUGCUGGAACACCAAUAACCUUAGCAGCACUGCUAAUGAACAUAAUUUCACAGAAUAGUGCUUUGGGUGCAUUAUUUACAAUGGGGUUUUACUCAUUUCUGUUCACUGGACAGAGUUACUUGAUGAUGUCAAAAAUAAUAUGCAAGAUUAUGAUCAGUGAGGAUGAGAGCUAUGCGAAAAUAUCUCAUUUAAAUGUGUUUGGUAAGCGGCGGGAUGUUUAUGUGAAAGUCUCCGACAUUGUGCCAGUUACUGGCUCGAUAUAUGAUAAAAAACUACUUGUAGUGCAAUUUAAGGGAAGUUCUAAGAAGCUGUUCUUGCUUCCAAAUGCUGGCGGAGACGACUCAGACUUUGAAACUUUAGACAUGUUGUUUUCUGGAGCUGUUGUGAGCAAGGAGGAUAAGCCUCAAAUUUAA
This is a messenger RNA of Candidula unifasciata, 840 nucleotides long. Lineage: Eukaryota; Metazoa; Mollusca; Gastropoda; Stylommatophora; Geomitridae. The record is from the annotation of a GenBank genome assembly.